Monosiga brevicollis MX1 is the source of this 3738-nucleotide messenger RNA. RefSeq lists its product as uncharacterized. Gene Ontology annotation, molecular function: ATP binding. Lineage: Eukaryota; Choanoflagellata; Craspedida; Salpingoecidae. The record is from RefSeq and is a predicted model, not a curated record. Gene Ontology annotation, biological process: transcription initiation at RNA polymerase III promoter; DNA-templated transcription. The transcript is spliced from 27 exons. Gene Ontology annotation, cellular component: RNA polymerase III complex. The coding region runs from base 235 to 3738 and encodes 1167 amino acids.
CGGUCGAGCCGCGCUCGACAAGCUCCUGAAGCGCACCGCCCCAGCGUACACAUACAGACGGUUCUAUUCCCGGCCGUAUCGACGCCAGCGUUUGCAAGCAUUUUGCGAGGCGGCCAAGGAGCGGGGAGAGGGGUGAUGGAGAGGAGCUAGCGGUCAUUUUUGCUCUAUUUUUUGUUGGGUGUCUGGCACAUUGGACGGAAGAAGCCAGGAGGAGCGAGCGAGCAACCGGCAGACAUGUUUCGGGUUGCCACACUCAAGGACAUUGUCCAGCUCAAGCCCAAGCGCUUUGGCGAGAAUCGCGUGGAUGCCCUUACUCAUGAGAUCAACAAAAAGUAUGCCAACAAAGUCAUUUACAAGCUUGGCCUAGCCAUUUGCUUGUUUGAUAUUGUUGAGAUCAAAGAGGCCCACGUCUUCCCAGGCGAUGGCUCGGCCCACUUUUAUGUUCAGUUUCGCCUCGUGGUCUUUCGCCCCUUUACUGGCGAGGUUCUCAAGGGCGCCAUUGAGAGCUCGACGGCUGACCACAUCAAAGUUUCACUCAAGUUCUUCCGGGACAUCUACAUCCCCGCCCAUGCAAUGCGCGAAGGCGUCGUUUUCGAUGACGGCCUUCAAGAAUGGAUUUGGCAAUACCAAGAUGAAGACGGUGCUUCCCAUCAACUCAAACUGGCCAAAGGCUGCGAAAUUACGUUCAAGGUGAUGGAGGAGACCUUUCAUGAUGUGAUUCCAGUCUCAGAACACAAGAAACAAACCACCCCAGAUGGUCUUAUGGUCAAGAAGAUUGAAGAACUACCCUAUGUCAUUAUGGGGCCCGUCGCACAUCCGCACAAAAACAUUCAGCUAAUGAUCCAAAGUAAAAAACUUUCUGCUGUGCCUCCUGUUUCUCUCUCUCUCUCUCUCUCCCUCUCUUUGUUACAUGUGGUAGUUGUGCUAUUCCCUUUGCUGUUUAACUCUCGCUCUCUCUCAAUUUCUCUCUCUCUCUCUCUCUCUCUCUCUCUCUCUCUCUUUUGUCUUUACGAAUUUUUGAUUCAAGGUCAGUUGGUGUCUCUCCUCUGUGCUCCCCGUCUCCCGACACACACCAUCAGUAUGGGGGAGGCUGAAACGAGCGCGCGCAAAAUCCUGACUGCGCUGGCAAACGAGCAUGGUCUGGACGUCAAGGGAGGCAAGGUGUGCCGUACCUCGUCACGCUUCUGCCUGGGUGUCGAGCAUGGCGACUACAACGGCACAGAGCUCUUUGGUGUUGGCACAGAUCGCUUCAUCUGGGUCGCCUUCAAGCCCAACGGCACCAAACAGAUCCGUCUGGCCAGCCACAACUUUCCCGCAGAUGGCCUUGUUGAGUUUGAGAUUGACAAGUAUCCCAGCAAGGACGAUCCCAGCAUCCAGAGCAGCUGGUCGCGAUUUCCGUAUGGCACCAAUUCGGUCCUGACGGCCCACGGCUACAAGUUGACUCAAGGCUUUGAUGCGGUGGUCUACGGCAACAUUCCCGGCGGCGGCAUGUCCCGCUCCGCCUCGCUCUGCAUCAACCUUUUGCUUACCAUGGCGGAUGUCAAUGGCAUUCGAUUCGGAACGACGCCCGAGCAGCAAAUGGCUGUCGUGGAUAUGGCGCAGGAGAUCGAGAAUGACUACAUUGGCUCGCCCUGUGGAAAACUUGAUCAAAUCAUGAUUUUCUUCGCAAAGGAAGGCCAAGGCACGCACUACAAACCUGCCACCCGCAGCAUCUCCUAUGUGCCCCUGGGUGCCAAGGCGGAGCAGUUUGCUCUUGUGAGCCUUGAUACAGGCACGGAACGCCUUGGUCUUGAAAAGUCCACAUAUAAGAUUCGUCGCCAAGAGUGCGACGAGCUGGCUGCCAUGGGCAAGGCAGCGUUUGGCAUCGAGACGCUGGCUGAUGUCAAGGACGAGGAUAUGCUCAACGUUGGUUUUUCUGUGCCAUUCCUGGCCCAGGGACUUGGCGCCAUCUCAGCCAAAAAAAUGCGGGCCCGGUUUGGCACUGAGUUUCCCAACCACAUCAAGCGUCUCGAGUAUAUUUAUGCCGCGCAGCAGCGCUUCUAUGAAAUGAUGGAUGCUUGGCGUGCGGGCGACAUUUCAAAGGUGGGUGCCAUCUUCCGUGAGGAUGGCUAUGGUCUGCGCGACGUCUACGAAAUCUCAGGCCCAGAGCUGGAGACCAUGUGUGACAUUGCCCGGACCGUUGAGGGCGUCCUUGGUGAGCGCAUGUUGGGCGGCGGCGAUAAGGGCGCCUCUGGUGCGCUGGUUUUAUCCUCUGCCGUCGAAGAGCUGCGCGAAGCCGUGGAUCGCGAGUACCCCAAGCGCCAGCCCGAGUACGCCAACAAGUACAAGACCCAUGCCUGCCGUGUGGUGGAUGGUGUUCAAAUGCAACCAGGAUUCAGCCCCAUUAGAAUCGAGAGUUGUGUCAGCUCGGGGAAUCUGUUCUUCAUCACAAAACACACACACACACACACACACUCUCUCUCUCUCAAAAUCUCUCUCAAAAUCUCUCUCAAAAUCUCUCUCAAAAUCUCUCUCUUUCAAGCUCUAUCUCUCUCUCUCUCUCUCUCUCUCUCUCUCUCUCUCUCUCUCUCUCUCUCACUCAAGCUCUUUCUCUUUCUCUCUCUCUCUCAAACUCUCAAACUCUCUCUCUCAAACUCUCAAACUCUAUCUCUCUCUCCCAAACUCUCACUCAAGCUCUCUCUCUCAAGCUCUCUCUCUCAAGCUCUCAAGCUCUCUCUCUCUCUCAUAUUUUUUUUCAUCUCUCUCUCUCUCUCUCUCUCUCUCUCUCUCUCCUCAAAAGCAAGAUGGGCUUGCUGGUCAACCGGCAAGAGCUGCGCGCAGAGUAUCUUUUGCAAAACCCGCUUGCCAAGCAGAUUCGUAUCCCAACUGCCGACGGCUUGCUACUGGACGGCAUUCACCUGCCGGCUCCAGGGCGGACCACGGAUUGGCAAGCAGCUUGAGCACUACAGUCGAGCGCUCAACGUGCAUGUUAUUGCUUUCAACUACCGCGGUGUUGGGGAUUCACAAGGCUGGCCCUUUGUGGCGGCUGACCUCUGUAAGGAUGGCGAGGCCGCAGUCAAGUAUGCCAUGGACCUUGGUGCUACCGAAUCCAACCUGAUUCUGUAUGGACACAGCCUGGGUGGUGGCGUUGUGGGCGAGCUGUCGACCAUUUUCCCCAGCGCCCUUCGCGUCUAUGAUCGAACCUUCUCCGGCCCCGUGACAGUACUGGCAUUGCCCUCUACCAUGCGUGGCCAUGCUCCUAACAAGGCACGGACUUUGCCCACGGUUGCAGCCCAUUUCAUGUCCAUGCUGGGUCCUUUUAUGGGAUGCGCCCUUGGUGUUGUGGCCGCCCUGGGUUACCACAUGACGACGGGUGCGCUCUUUCCAGAGUAUCAACACAUGCGUUGGGCUGUGUUGGCAGGCCUGGUUGGCGGCUAUGUGCUGGGCAAGACGGCGCUCAUGGGCCCACUGGCAGCCAAUAUGCUCAAAUUUGCCUACUGGGACCUGGGCGCCAACACACGCUGGGACCCUGACCGCUCGUUCUGCAUCUUCCACCGUCACGACGAGGUGAUCAACUUUCGAGCCAGCUCCAUCUACCCGGGCCUCGAGGCCCAGUUUGGACCGAACCUGCGCAGCGUGGAACUUUUUACCCGGGGCAACAACAUCAUGUCGCACAUGUAUUCGCUACCCGAUGCCGAGCAUGAGUUUGCACAAGUCACGGCCACCAUCACCUCCAUGUUGCGCGCGCUGCAGCAGUAG